ACGGACCCGACCGUCCCGUAAUCAUCCCAAGUAAGGAGGUUUACUACGAACACAUGGAAAUCAACCUCCUCUGUGAGGCUGAUUGCUAUCCGCCGGCGGAAUACACCUGGAUCUACGAUGGCUUUGUUGUUGGCCAUGGAGAUAACUUCAUCGCCCCGAAUGUGGGUCCAAAGCAGAGUGGGAAAUACACCUGCGAAGCGGAAAACCUCAUGUCGGGAGACAAGGCCAACCGCACGCUGGACAUCAAGGUGGUGGAAGGAGGUGUCUAUGGCGUCUCCAUCCAGGGCCCACACAGCGUCACAGAGCCCAAUCCGGUCACUCUGAAGUGCACUUCUUUCGGCUUCAAUGUCUCUUACUACUGGCUCAAGGGAAACGAAUCGGUCAGCGCCAACGGACACAUCUCUCUGACGAACAACAGCCAAGUCCUGACGUUCAACAGCACAACCAGAGAGGACACCGGCCUCUACACUUGCUUUGGGAACAACAGCUUCUCCGCCAAUGAAAGCCUUCCCUUUGAGCUGAGAGUCUACUACGGGCCCGACUCGGUCGCCAUUGAACCCAGGCAGCGGCUUUACCUGGCCGACACCAACCUGAGCCUGACCUGCAGGGCUGACUCCGACCCCCCUGCAACCUACACUUGGUACUUUAGCAAUGCUUCGCUGCCUAUUGGAAAUGACGCUCAGUACGUGAUCUCGGGCCUUUCGACUUCCGAUUCCGGCACCUACCUUUGCAAUGCGUCCAACGCCAACACCGGCCUUUCCAACACCAGCUCCGUGCAGGUCACCGUCCUGGAACCCAUUAGAAAUGUCAACAUCACCAGUAAUCCCAGUAAGGUUGUGGAAGAGACCACCACAAGUUUUUUCUCCACAGAACCCGUUAGAAAUGUCAACAUCACCAGUAAUCCCAGUAAGGUUGUGGAAGGGACUGUCACGACUCUGACUUGCAAUGCCGACGGCACCGAGGUCUCCUACUUCUGGUCCAAAGGGGACCAGAUCUUGGCAAGCGACGAUCGCAUCUCCUUGAGCGACGAUAACCGCAACCUAACGUUCAACGCAACGGUCCGGUCAGACUCCGGCGACUACACCUGUUACGCCAAUAACAGCCUUUCUAGUAGCAACAACACCUAUUCGCUCGAUGUUUUCUAUGGGCCCGGUGACCCCAUUAUCAGCCCCAACACAACGUUUUACGCAACGGGCUCCAGUCUCAAUCUCACCUGCAUCGCGGACUCCAACCCACCUGCACAGUACACUUGGCGCUUUAACAACGACACCCAUAACGGGGGCAAUUGGCUAAUUGAUAAUCUGAACGUGAGUCAAGCUGGGAACUACACCUGCGAGGCGUUCAAUGAGGAGACCGGCUGGAACUCUUCUCAGUUCCUGGAGAUCAAGGUCCUGGGUGAGUAUCCUCAGGCUGCGUGUCUCCGUAAACGCCAAAACAACCCGUUAGAAACGUCUCCAUCACCAGUACUCCCACUUAAGACCGAGGAAAAUGACGUAGUGACCCUGAACUGCAGUGCCGCAAAGGGCACCGAGGUCUCCUACUUCUGGCUCAAAGGGGACCAGAUCUUGGAAAGCAACGAUCGCAUCUCCUUGAGCGACAAUAACCGCAAUGUAACGUUCAACAAAACGCACUGGUCAGACUCCGGCAACUACACCUGUUACGCUAAUAACAGCCUUUCUAGUAGCAGCAGCACCCAUUUCCUCAAUGUUUUAUAUGGGCCCGACGUCCCCCUCAUCCUCCCCGACAAAACGCGUUACGAAUCGGGCGCCCUGCUCAGCCUCUCCUGCAGUGCGGACUCCAACCCGCCUGCGAACUACACUUGGCAUUACGGGGACGGCAAAGUCUUCCAAGGGAGCAACUUGGAACCUUUUAACCUGACUCUGAAGGACACCGGCUUCUACAACUGCACGGCUUCCAACAACCAGACCGGACGCAGUGAAACCCGAUCCCAGGAGAUUGUGGUUGUGGGUGAGUAUCUUGCGAGCUGCAUGCCUCUGCCUUCCUCUGCAAGAGUGAGUUGCAGAGCGAGGGGCUCGUGGCACCCCUUCCCAAUCUAUCCCGGUUGAUUUCCACCUCCUUUGUGUACGAUCCCACUUCCUG
This is a messenger RNA of Anolis sagrei ordinatus, 2100 nucleotides long. Lineage: Eukaryota; Metazoa; Chordata; Lepidosauria; Squamata; Anolidae. The record is from RefSeq and is a predicted model, not a curated record.